Molecule: messenger RNA, 2638 nt
Organism: Rosa chinensis
Lineage: Eukaryota; Viridiplantae; Streptophyta; Magnoliopsida; Rosales; Rosaceae
Product: serum response factor homolog B-like
Exons: 2
Coding region: 643-1260 (205 amino acids)
Source: RefSeq, a predicted model, not a curated record
CGGAUUCUCAAUACUAAGCUUUCACAGCUCUAUCUUGUGUUCACAACUCUUUGCUUUCAUUUGUCUUCUUCUUCGAUCCCUCAGUCUCUUCUUCUUCGAUCUCUCUGGUUUCUUCAAGAUUCAAGAUCUGACAUUUCUGCAACAAUGGUGGCCACAACUACAGUCUCUCUUCUCACCAAUCUCUCCAAUAUAAUCUCUGUGAAGCUCGAUGACAACAACUAUCCUACAUGGCAUUUUCAAAUGCACUCUCUGCUACGAGGCCAUGGUCUGCUCAAGUUUGUGGAUGGAUAUCACUCUUGUCCAUCUCAGUUUUCCAUCUCUAAUGAUGGUCAUCUCACGCCAAAUCCGACAGAGGAUCUUGAAGAAUGGCUUGAGUAAGAUUGCAAUCUCAUCUCCUUAAUUACUGCUACUCUAUCUCUUGAAGCACUCUCUGAUGUUGUUGGUUACAACUCGGCCUUGGAGGUAUGGACCACUCUCAAAGAUAGAUAUGCAACAGUGUCUAGAUCUAAUGUGCUCCAAUUGAAAUCUACUUUGCAAUCUAUUGAGAAAGGUUUAGAUAGUAUUGACAAGUAUCUACUUAAGGUCAAGAAUGCAAGGGAUCAACUUUCUGCUAUAGGUGUUAAGAUUCUUGAUGAAGAUAUUAUGAUACUCAUACUUAAGCGUUUACCAUCUGAGUUUAGUACAGUUAGAAUGAUGAUUAAAGCCAAGCAUGCCCCAAUCUCUAUGUUUGAGCUUCGAUCCUUGCUUCUUGCUUCUGAAUCUGGACUAGAAAAUGAGUCAAAGUCACUUGUUAUGCCAUCUAUGACUGCCAUGGUAGCCAAGAAUGCUUCUUGUUCAUUUGAGUCUCAGGACACUAAGGGAGUUUUGCCUACACCAAACUAUCAUAGCUAUAAUGGCCUUACUACUUUUCAUAAUGGUCACAAUGGCUCAAGAAACAAUGGUGGCAACUAUGGAGGAUUCAGGAACAACAAUGGGGGAAAUAAUGGAGGAUGCAGGAACAACAAUGGUGGCAAUUAUGGAGGAUUCAAGAACAACAAUGGGGGAAACAACUCUAGUGGGUGGAAUAAUGCUUACAAAGGAAAUAAUGGCACCAGAAACUUUGGUAACAAACUAACAAAUGGCUUUCAAAGGCUUAGCUAUGGUGGAUUUAGACCAACAAUCAUGUGUCAAAUAUGUGACAAGCCAGGGCAUUCUGCUCAAAUUUGUUGGCAUCUUAGCAAAGUUCAAGGCAAUGUAGAAUCUCUUUCAUUCAUUGAGUGACAACUCUGUGGAAAUCUUGGUCACUCAGCUGCUGAAUGCAAUCAAAGGCAAUAGUUUGCCAGUCUUCAAAGGCAGCACACAACCAUGACAGCCUCACUUCAACACACUCCUGCCACUCCAACUCAUGAAGUUUGGAUUACUGAUUCAGGAGCUUCCUCACACUUGACAUCUGAUGUUCAAACACUUAAUAAUGUCACAACCUAUGCAGAUGGUGAUCAUGUUCAGAUAGGAAAUGGUGCAGGUUUGAAAAUCAAGCACAUUGGAAAUGGCUCUAUUUUCCUUAACAAGCAUGUUGUUCUUGCAUUGAAGAAAAUCUUACAUGCAUGUUCCAAAACUUGCAGCACAACUCUUAUCUGUUUAUCAAUUAUGUAAAGAUAACAACUGCAAAAUGAUAUUUGAUGAGUUUUGCUUUUUUAUACAGGACAAGGUGAUAGGCAAGGUGCUGUUCAGGGGCCUUAGUGAGAAUGGUCUUUACCCAAUUCUAGUUUCCAUCUCCAGAAACUUGUUUAAUAAUCCAUCUUCAGCCUCAAGCACAGCCUUUCCUGGUUCAAAAGUUUCUCAGUCAUUAUGGCAUAGAAGACUAGGUCAUCCAUCCAAUGACAUUACUUCCUCAAUGUUAGCUAAGUCCAAUGUUAGUUCAUCUCCUAAUUUCUCUAGCAGUAUAUGUCACUCAUGUUUUGCUGGUAAAUUUACAAAAUUGCCUGUUCCAAAGUCUAGCACUAGAUCAUCAGUUCCAUUUCAUAUAGUCCACUCUGAUGUAUGGGGGGCAUCUCCUCAUGUUUCCAUAGAAGGUUAGAAAUACUAUCUCACCCUCAUACAUGAUUGUAUUAGAUUCUGUUUGAUCUUUCCAUUACAAAAUAAAUCAGAAGUUUGAUCUUUGAUUAUUCUCUUUCACUCAUCUGUUUCUACUCAAUAUUCUGCUUCUCUUAAAAUUUUGCAAACUGAUGGUGGUGGUUAAUAUAUGAGUUACAGACUUCAAACAUUCCUAAUUUCAAAUGGCAUUAUUCAUCAAAAAUCAUGUCCAUACACACCUCAACAAAAUGGCCUAGCUGAAAGGAAAAAUCGACAAAUUGUUGAAACUGCUUUUACACUCCUUCAUCAAGCAUUUCUACCUCCCAAAUUUUGGUUCCAUGCUUGUUCCAUAGCAGUGUUUCUCAUUAACAAAAUGCCUUCUCCAACACUCUCUAUGUCUUCACCAUUUGAGUUACUGCAUUCUAAACCUCCUUCACUUGAAUCACUAAAAGUUUUUGGAUGUGUCUGUUUUCCACUCAUUGAACCCUAUAACUCCAAUAUGCUUCAAGUAAAAACUGUCCAAUGCAUCUUUUUAGGCUAUUCACCAGGAUACAAGGGUUUCAUUUGCUUUAAUCCUUCAAACUCC